This is a messenger RNA of Talpa occidentalis (Iberian mole), 2121 nucleotides long. RefSeq names its product solute carrier organic anion transporter family member 6A1-like. The transcript is spliced from 12 exons. Gene Ontology annotation, biological process: transmembrane transport; sodium-independent organic anion transport. NCBI's taxonomy places the organism in Eukaryota, Metazoa, Chordata, Mammalia, Eulipotyphla, Talpidae. The coding region runs from base 155 to 1972 and encodes 605 amino acids. The record is from RefSeq and is a predicted model, not a curated record. Gene Ontology annotation, molecular function: protein binding. Gene Ontology annotation, cellular component: membrane.
CCCACGUGAAAGCAGAGACGGAAACAGUCCUGGAAGUUCUCACAAGGCAACUGUCAACCUCCCUUCCAAGACGUUUGCCUCCUUCCCUCUGGAGGGCUGCAGACACCGGUUAGGCAGCAUUUACCCUGGGGGUCACCAGUUCCCAGAAGUCAGCAUGGCAGGCCUUUCCGUUCAAGCGCAUAGAAAGGAUGGCACCGCGUCCAAGGCAUCAGGUCUUACCAUCUACCCAGCACGGUCCAGCGUGAGUCACACUCCAGCCAUGGAGGGAGACCUAGUGGAGGUGGAGCCUCAAGAGGCGCAGGUCCAAUCUUCUCAGGAAAACGGGGCCUUGGAGAAAGUGGACACGAAAAGCUCUUCAUAUGUGAUGACGGUUGCAAACAGGCUAAUCAGGUUCUACAAUUUAAGAAAAAAAGGGGCCUCUACCAGGAAAGCAAAAAAACGACAAGAAAAUUUGGAUACGCCUUGCGGAUUGGGCUCUAUAAUUAUUCCCAGCUGGCAGCGCUUUAAUAAUGUCCACUGCUUCCUAGUUUUCUACUGCCUCUUGGUCAUCUCUCAAGAUAUGUGCGUAGAAAGAAAGAUUCCUUAUGUUUGCAAGAGAAACACAAUGUCAUCUCAAUCAAAAUAUGUGACUUACUUCAUCCUUGGGCAGAUUCUGCAGGGAAUAGCAGCAAUACCCAUUUAUAUCGCUGGAAUAAUUUUUCUUGAUGGAAGCGUCACAACACACUCAUCUGGUAUUUACUUAGGCUGUGUGGAAAGUUCACUAACGGUUGGUUAUGCUUUGGGUUACACAAUAGGCGCACCCCUAACUAAUACCUUAGAGAAUGACACUGUUGUGAAGAGCAGUGGAAACAACAGUAGUACUCAACACUGGCAUCAGUCUUGGUGGCUUAACUAUAUGAUUGUCUCAGUUACUUCAUGGUCUACAUUGAUACCAUUGUUGUGCUUUCCACCCAGUAUACGAGGUACAGCAAAGAUAAAAGCUGCCAAACUGAAAGAGCCUCAGCUUGACAUACUUAAAGAUCAGGAACUUGGAACUAGAUUCAAGGAUCUAUUUGCUGCUGUUUGGAUUCUGUUGAAAACUCCAAUCUUUUUGUUCCUAGCUCUGUGCAGAGCUUCAGAAUCUUUAGUUCUUAUUGCAGGUGCUGAAUUUUUGCCUAGAUAUAUUGAAAGUCAGUUUAUAUUAACACCUCAAGAGGCAACCACACUUACAGGAAUAAUUUUAAUUCCAGGAGGUGCAAUUGGCCGGUUUCUGGGAGGUGUCAUUGCUUCCAAGUUAGAAAUGUCUUGUAAAGCCCUUAUGAGAUUUAUAAUAAUUACAUCUGCUGUAACAAUUAUCUUGCUUAUUUUUUUAUUUUUUGUACACUGUAAUUCCAUACCAUUUGCUGGGAUCAAUGAAGAUUAUGCUGGUACAGGGCAGUUGGGGAACCUGACAGCUCCUUGCAAUUCUCAUUGUCAGUGUUCAUCUUCAGUUUAUAGUGCUAUAUGUGGAAGAGAUGAUAUUGGAUAUUUCUCUCCUUGCUAUGCAGGCUGUGCACAAUCUAAAACAAUAAAUGAUCAUGAGGUAUACUACAAUUGCUCUUGCAUUAAACAUGGAUUAAUAACACCAGAUGAGCAAGGUGAUUCUAUUGAUGCUAGAUCUGGGACAUGUGAUCCCAAAUGUUAUAAACUUCCUUUGUUCCUUGCUUUUGUGUUAUCUACAAUUGUAUUUUCUUGUUUUACUGGUAUACCAAGCAUCCUGACCAUCCUCAGGAUUGUAUCAGAAAAGCAUCGUGCUAUAGCCUUGGGUUUGAGCUAUGUGGUAGUGAGACUAUUUGGGAGUAUACCUGGACCAGCACUUUUUAAACUAGCAAGAGAAGAUUACUGUAUUUUUCGUGAUAUCGAUAACUGUGGAGUCACUGGAAAUUGUUGGCUGUAUAACAAGACAAAAAUGAUGUACUUAUUUGGAGGACUAUCAGGAUUGAGGAACAUUUGAAGAUCAGAAUAUAAAAACAAGAGUUUUCCCUUUUAAGAUUCUACAAGACCUCUUGCUGUACCUAACAUUCAGAUAAGAAAAAUCACCCAUGAUUUUACCUAAGAAGUAGAAAUGUAUCUACAGUAUUUUCCUAAUAAAAUAACUUCUUG